AUGGAUUUUCACCGUUCUUCCAAGCAUGUCUCGUCGUUUCGCGUGCUGCUGAAAACACUACAGCGUUACCCGGGCGAUAUGCUGCGGGGUGUUGUUGAAAUUACCGUGAACGCCCCUCUGAAGUAUACUUUGUUGGAGGCGCACCUGCGCGGCGAGGAGGUAACCCGCUUCGGCACGGCCUUUACGAAGCGGAUAGACACCGAGUCACGCUACACCACAUAUUACCGCCAGAGAGUCAUCCUGGCCGGUCUGCUACCGCCCAGUGACGAGCAGCGGGGCUCCGAGAAGAGCAGCAGCGGGCACUGGAGCGACGCCGGCGUUAGCGUAACAGAUAGCGCUGAGAUUGGCCCCAACAUCGUUACAAUGGGACUCAUGCCGGGAACGUACACGUUCCCUUUCAGCGUGCGACUGCCAGAGACGCUGCCGCCGUCGUACAGUGAUCACCACGGAAGUGGCUACUCAAAGCUGUUGUACAGCAUUAAGGCGAAGCUGUACAGUGGCAGUCGCUCACUGGUGAAGGACCGCGUGUACUUUGUUGUGUGCAUGCUGCCAGUGAACCCACGGCAGUGGGUCACCGUGCACAAGAGCCUAGAGUCCGGCACGAUCGCUUCCAUCGCUGGUGGGAGCAGGGAGGGUUCCGCACUGCAGGACACACUGGAGAUGCAGGGCAUGGGCGACAGACAAGCCGAACAGGAGGAUCGCGAUAUGUUGUAUAGAGAAGAAAGCGAGUACUUGGCUGGUGGCAACUUCCUGCUGAUCGAGCACCGCAUCCCACUCUACAACGCGAACGUGAACGUGGACGGCAUCAACGCAAACAACGGGUUGGACGUCGCAGACGAUGACACAACCCCGCUCGACCACGCCGUCGAUUUGGUGAAGCUGUCUAGGCGGCAGAGGAAAGAAAAGGAACACGAAGAAAAGGAGCGGAGGAGAAUGGAGAAGAGGAAGAAGAAGGAGCAAGAGAAGAUGAGGAAGAGGAAGCAGGAACAAGGGAUGAAGGAAGCGGGGGGCGGUGGAGAAGAAGAAGCCCCUGAGGUGGGGGAUAAGAGUAAGAAGGGGCAGGAAAAGAAGCUGAGCGAGCCGUCNAAGAAGAAGCCCCUGAGGUGGGGGAUAAGAGUAAGAAGGGGCAGGAAAAGAAGCUGA
Trypanosoma grayi is the source of this 1143-nucleotide messenger RNA. RefSeq lists its product as hypothetical. The transcript has a single exon. The coding region runs from base 1 to 1143 and encodes 380 amino acids. Gene Ontology annotation, biological process: protein transport. NCBI's taxonomy places the organism in Eukaryota, Euglenozoa, Kinetoplastea, Trypanosomatida, Trypanosomatidae. The record is from RefSeq and is a predicted model, not a curated record. Gene Ontology annotation, cellular component: cytoplasm.